This is a messenger RNA of Suillus plorans, 828 nucleotides long. Its product is annotated as Ndufb8, NADH dehydrogenase 19kDa subunit. The transcript is spliced from 3 exons. Lineage: Eukaryota; Fungi; Basidiomycota; Agaricomycetes; Boletales; Suillaceae. The record is from RefSeq and is a predicted model, not a curated record. Gene Ontology annotation, cellular component: mitochondrion. The coding region runs from base 257 to 721 and encodes 154 amino acids.
CUUAAAAAAUUUGGGGAAUGGCCGAGGAAAGCCGCAUCUUCUCCAAGCAUGUCAUGAAGGUUGUACCAUUCAUAGACUUGCAGGGCCGCGAAGAUAGGAAAGAUGCCGUCGCUUGAGUUCGCUUCAGACAUGUAAUCUGAUUUGGUCCGAGUCGUGGGUCCGCAGUAGUGUCCGGUGUCCUGAUAGUUAUUUCUGGAGUCUUGACAGUAGUCUUAUUGGGUGAUCACUAUAACGCUGAACCUUCACCUCGACUCCGAUGAGCUCACUACGUCUUAUUAGCAGCGUUGCGUCCAAGCGACAUUUAAGUUUGUCCCCCCUAUUAUGGCGCGCCUAUGCAACGCCUGCAACUUUCAAACUUCAAGAAAAAGACCCUCAACUAGGCGAUUACCCUGACCUUCCAUGGGUUUCCGACCAGGAACUUCCUGCUAGAGGCUGGUGGGAUCAACAGAUGCGACGGAACUUCGGUGACCCGAUACAAGAAUACGACGAAGUUCUGUCCAUGUGGGGACCUGAUGCUCCCCCGAUUCCUCCGCAUAAGGCUUUGUUUCAGCUUUCUCUCGCCUUCUCGGCAUUCGUUGGCUUUGGUUUCCUAUGCAAGUACGCGCUCGUUCCAGAGAGGCCAACCGUACCCCGGGAAUACCCGUACUCCGGCCUUGUACGUGAACUUGGCGGACUUGAAGAAAACAAGGCUAGAGAAGAGACUGAAGAGAUCGACGAGUAAUAAUGCGUUGUAACCUAGACUUCGCGUUUCUUAUCCGGGAGGCUUUCACUCUCACGCAUUUUGCUAUCUUUGCAUGAGCCUGCCAAUUCGCUACCGUUGAGUAACUG